Messenger RNA from Sphenostylis stenocarpa, 2502 nucleotides. NCBI's taxonomy places the organism in Eukaryota, Viridiplantae, Streptophyta, Magnoliopsida, Fabales, Fabaceae. The record is from the annotation of a GenBank genome assembly.
AUGAAGCUUGUGGUGCGUGUGAUUGAGGCAAAAAACUUGGCAGUGCCGGAUUCCAAUGGGUUGAGUGAUUUGUACGUGCGGGUACAGUUGGGGAAACAAAAGUUCAAGACAAAAGCGGUGAAAAGUUUGAAUCCAAUGUGGGAUGAACAAUUUACAUUUUGGGUCGACGACCUUAAAGAUUCGCUUGUUGUCUCUGUGAUGGAUGAAGAUAAGUUCUUUAAUUAUGAUUAUGUGGGACGGCUUAAGGUGCCAGUCUUACUUGUUUUUGAAGAGGAAAUUAAAUCCCUUGGCACUGCUUGGUAUUCUUUGAAAACAAAAAACAAGAAGUGCAAGAACAAGCAAUGUGGUGAGAUUCAUUUGAGUAUAUGCAUUUCCCAAAAUAAUGGAUCUGGGGAGUCAAAUGACAUCGGUGAUCAGUUACUACCUCCAAGAAAAUGUCCUGAUGCAAUCAUCCAUUCUCCUUCUCUGUCUUCUGCCAGCUUUUCAAACUUGUCUUCUCCUGUAAGGGAAGAAACUACAUAUUCCAGCUCUAAGGAGGAGAAAACUUGUACACAACAAAAAUCAUUUGCUGGCCGAAUUGCUCAAAUUUUUAAUAAAGGCUCUGAUGUGGCUUCAAUGUCACCCAGCAGAAGUAUGGACUCUGACCAAUCUGAAACAUGCAAAGUUGAAGUUGGUGAGAUCAAGAUUGAGGAGGAUCAACCCCCUAAUGAAACUUUCGAAGAAACUAUGAAAAAAAUGCAGUCUGCAGAUCAAGGAAGUGAAAUUCCUAGCAAUUUAGCAGGAGGAGUUCUUAUUGAUCAAUUGUACAUAGUUGCACCAGGAGACUUGAAUAUAUUACUAUUUUCCCCCGAUUCUAAUUUUCCCAAGUCAUUGGCUGAUGUACAGGGUACUACAGAACUCCAAGUUGGUCCUUGGAAGUUUGAUAAUGGUGGGGAGACCCCAAAAAGAUCGCUUAGUUACCUCAAGGCUGCCACUAAAUUAAUCAAGUCUGUAAAAGGCUACGAGGACCAGACAUAUUUAACAGCUGAUGGGAAGAACUUCGCUGUUUUUUGCAGUGUCAGCACUCCAGAUGUUAUGUACGGCAGCACCUUUAGGAUAGAACUACUUUAUGUGAUCACACCUGGACCAGAGUUGCCAUCAGGAGAACAGUGUUCGCGUUUGGUGAUAUCUUGGCGGAUGAAUUUUGUACAGAGCACCAUGAUGAAAGGAAUGAUAGAAAGCGGAGCUCGGCAAGGUAUGAGGGAAAGCUUUGAUCAAUAUGCUAUUUUGUUAUGUCAGACUGUAAAGGCUGUUGUCUCAAAGGACCUUGGUUCUAGUAAGGAACAAGCUUUGGCAACAUUACGACCAGAGUCUCAGUCAGACUGGAAGCUGGCACUGCAGUAUUUAGCUAAUUUCAAAGUCUUCUUAACAUUCUUAAUAGUCUUGUCCGUGCUUGUGCAUAUUUGGCUGGCAUCCCCUAGCACAAUUCAGGGGCUUGAACUGUUUUGGCUUGACCUACCAGAUUCUAUUGGGGAAGUUGUCGUGUGUGUUGUCUUGGUACUUCAAGGUGAGAAAGUACUGGGUCUAAUCUCACGCUUCAUCCAAGCCAGAGCAAGAAAGGGUAGUGAUCAUGGAAUUAAAGCACAAGGAGAAGGAUGGAUGCUAACUGUGGCCAUAAUUGAAGGAAGCAAUUUAGCUACUGUUGAUUCUAAGGCGUUUUGUGAUCCAUAUGUGGUGUUUACUUGCAAUGGGAAAACAAGAACCAGCUCAAUCAAGUUCAAGAAAUCGGAUCCUUUAUGGAAUGAAAUAUUUGAAUUUGAUGCAAUGGAUGAUCCUCCUUCCGUGCUGGAUGUGGAUGUUUAUGAUUUUGAUGGACCCUUCGAUGAAGUUACAUCUCUAGGACAUGCUGAAAUCAAUUUCCUUAAAACAAACAUCUCAGAUCUUGCUGAUAUAUGGAUUUCCCUUGAAGGAAAGUUGGCUCAUGCAUGUCAGUCUAAGUUGCACUUGAAAAUUUUCUUGAACAACACUAGACGUGGGGAUGUUGUAAAACACUAUAUAAGUAAAAUGGAGAAAGAGGUUGGGAAGAAGAUUAAUUUGCGGUCACCUCAAACAAAUUCAGCCUUUCAGAAACUCUUUGGGCUUCCACCUGAGGAAUUUCUCAUCAAUGACUUCACCUGUCAUUUAAAAAGAAAAAUGCCCCUGCAGGGCCGCCUUUUUGUUUCAGCAAGAAUAAUUGGAUUUCAUGCAAAUUUGUUUGGACACAAGACAAAAUUCUUCUUGCUAUGGGAGGACAUUGAAGAGAUCCAGAUUAUUCCUCCUACAUUUUCAUCGAUGGGAAGCCCAAUAAUUGUCAUAACUCUUUGGCCAGGAAGAGGUGUGGAUGCAAGGCAUGGUGCAAAAACACAAGAUGAAGAUGGCAGACUGAAGUUCCGAUUCCAGUCCUUUGUGUCUUUCAAUGUUGCAAACAGUUUCUCCAAGCAACUCUCACUGCAGGAUGGUGAAAUGGCACUCAAAAUUGCUUAA